AUGUCAUGCCGAUCAUCAUCUGCCUUGUCCUCUAUGCUCACGUCCCCUCCAUCCAAGAAGGAGACUUGGUGGUACUAUGCCGGUCUGCCCUCUAACCCAAACCUGGUCGCUCGCACCGGCAUUCAGUGGAAGGCACCCACGGGCCCAGAGGCGUACCGAGGAACCAGGGAACUCCGCACUGUCGGUAACCAUGCACUCCUUGACGUUUGGGAAGACAAUUUGGCUCUCAAGAUACACGAACUUCUAGACACGAUGAAGGUGAAGUGGACUAGUACCGACGUCGUCCGCAUCGGGAACGCCGAGGAAUCUUCCUCCACUGUCGUCCUCUGGAUUGGGAUAAAACCAGCAACUCUCUCUGGUUAUGACGGCCUUGAUGUGGCUUCGAAGUGUCGAAACCUCCUGGAAGAAUAUGAUAUAACUGACGUGGAGGUCGAGAUCCGCGAGUCGGUCGUUACUCGCUCGCUCGGUCCCAAGCUCCUCCUCACGUCCGAUUUUCCCUAUUUCGAUCCCACUGCAGAUGUCCGUGAUCCACUUACCACCACUCUCGGUCUCCCCAUCUCGUCCCAAUCUACACCUUGGGCUGAGGGUACCGGCGGCUUCUUCAUUGCCGAGGGUGAUAACAAGAGGCUCCUUCUUGUUACUGCCCGCCACGUCGUCUUUCCACCAGAUAAGAGCAAGAACAAGCUCUUCGAGCACAAGGACGAUAGCCAACCCCGUCACAACGUCACUUUGUUCGGAGAUGCAGCGUUCGAAAGGUACCUUAAAUCCAUCCAGGCUGAGAUCGAAGGCAAGGAAUUCUAUGUCAAUUAUUAUGGGAGAUGCAUUAGGGAGAAGGAGGAAGAGGAGGGAGAGGACAGCCCAGCAGCGAAAGAGAAACGCACGAAGUACCAGGCCGAGAUAGACAAGAUGAAGAAGGCGAAAGAAGCGCUCAACGCUUUCUACCAGGACGUGUCGACUCAGUGGAACACUCCGGAGAGCCGCAUUUUAGGCCAUGUCAUCCUCUCUCCUCCCAUCGGCGUCGGUGUCGGCAGCGAGUGUUAUACUGAGGACUGGGCUGUCAUCGAGAUCGACCCGUCCAAGAUCGACAAAAGCAACUUCAAUGGGAAUGCCAUCUAUCUUGGUGCUUUUGAGAAGUUCAUUCACAUGUUACAUGUUGACUUCGGCCUUAACAGUGCCAGUUCCUUUGAGUAUCCAUUCGACAGUCUUCUCAAGUUGCAUGGCACUAUCCCAGACGAGGAGAUGCGUUACCGGACUGCACUCGAUCACGACGGCCUACCGUGUCUUAUGGCUAUCAAGCGCGGUAUUUCCACAGGCCUGACGGUCGGCCGUGCAAACAACAUCUUCUCAUACGUCCGUAACUAUUCCGACCAUGAUAAUCCCAAGACCUCAAAAGAGUGGGCCAUCCUCCCACGGAACUCCAAGUCUGGUGCCUUCUCAGAAAAGGGCGACUCGGGCUCCGUUGUUGUCGACAGGCAUGGGCGCAUUGGUGGUCUUCUAACCGGCGGUGCUCGUGACAUGGAUUCCGACUUGGAUUCCUUUGACAUAUCCUAUGCUACGCCAAUCACCUUCCUCCUCAAGCGCAUGUCAGAACAAGGACUGCAGGAUCUCAACAUUGACCCAGUCCUCACUGUCUAG
Molecule: messenger RNA, 1635 nt
Organism: Fomitiporia mediterranea MF3/22
Lineage: Eukaryota; Fungi; Basidiomycota; Agaricomycetes; Hymenochaetales; Hymenochaetaceae
Exons: 2
Coding region: 1-1635 (544 amino acids)
Source: RefSeq, a predicted model, not a curated record